AUGGCAGCCAACGGAGUCUCUACGCCCUCGAGCGUCACCCCGAAGCAAACCAAGAUCUGCGUCUACUGCGGUUCCUCGGCGGGAAACAAGCCAGAGCAUGUCGAGGCAGCGCGGGCCCUAGCCCGGGUAAUGGCCGCCAACAACAUGGCUCUCGUCUACGGCGGCGGCACAGUCGGCCUAAUGGGCGAAGUAGCCAAGACCCUCGUUUCUCUCUCCGGGCCCGACGCUGUGCACGGCAUCAUCCCCGAGGCACUCGUGCGGCACGAGCGCGACCCAACCUACACCUCAAAGCAAGUCCACGAGUCCACGGGCACCCACCUGGCCGUUCCCGAGGAGGCCGUGUUCGGGCGCACGACCAUUGUCAAGGACAUGCACACGCGUAAGCGGCUGAUGGCGCAGGAGGUGAUUGAUGGCGGGCCGGGCAGCGGGUUUGUCGCGCUGAGCGGUGGGUAUGGUACCUUGGAGGAGUUGUUUGAGACGGCGACGUGGAACCAGUUGGGGAUUCAUAACAGGGGAAUUGUUGUGUUGAAUAUUAAUGGGUUUUAUGAUGGGAUUUUGGCGUGGAUCAAUAAGAGUGUGGAGGAAGGGUUUAUCCAUGGGGAGAAUAAGCGGAUUGUGGUGGAGGCUGGGACGGCGGAGGAGGCGAUAAUAGCUCUGAGGGACUACAAGGUGUCUGAUGCGGUAUUUAAGCUGACGUGGGGGAAGGAGUAG
Dichotomopilus funicola is the source of this 711-nucleotide messenger RNA. RefSeq lists its product as uncharacterized. Gene Ontology annotation, molecular function: hydrolase activity, hydrolyzing N-glycosyl compounds. The record is from RefSeq and is a predicted model, not a curated record. Gene Ontology annotation, biological process: cytokinin biosynthetic process. Gene Ontology annotation, cellular component: cytosol. NCBI's taxonomy places the organism in Eukaryota, Fungi, Ascomycota, Sordariomycetes, Sordariales, Chaetomiaceae. The transcript is spliced from 2 exons. The coding region runs from base 1 to 711 and encodes 236 amino acids.